This is a messenger RNA of Verruconis gallopava, 2137 nucleotides long. RefSeq lists its product as uncharacterized. NCBI's taxonomy places the organism in Eukaryota, Fungi, Ascomycota, Dothideomycetes, Venturiales, Sympoventuriaceae. Gene Ontology annotation, molecular function: oxidoreductase activity; copper ion binding. The record is from RefSeq and is a predicted model, not a curated record. Bases 509 to 2017 code for a protein of 502 amino acids. The transcript is spliced from 7 exons.
UAGAGAGCUGCGCUACGGACUAUAAAGAUUUCAUGUCGACCACAUUUUGGACGGUCAACAAAAAUCACACACUCUUUUCCUCAGAAACCCUCCUUACACUCGCUUAAUACGAUCAUUAGUGCCUGUUCCGCUACAUUGCGCUCUCUUAUAGUAUCUGCGUACUCUUUCCCUUAGUUCUUUUGCUGUCGUGCUUUGCGCUCGCACACGAUGAAGCUGUUACCAUAUUUUUUGUCACUUGCUCCUUUUGCUGUUGCUGUGCCGCAGAAUCUGCAAAAAAGGCAAACCGCAAGUACUACGACCAGCUCUGUUUCGUCCUCGGCCAGCACGGCUUCAUCCUCGACCAGCACGGCUUCGUCCUCGACCUGUACCCCUUGCUCUGGUAAUACCGAAACCACUCGGAGCGAAUGGUGCGACUACGAUAUCAAUGAUGACUACUACAGCGUAGUUCCAUGUACCGGUGUUACACGCGAGUACUGGUUUGAGCUCACAGAGACCACGGGAGCUCCCGAUGGAGUUUCUCGAAUGCUGCAAACUGUCAACGGUUCGGUUCCUGGGCCAACAAUUUUUGCUGAUUGGGGGGGAUGAGGUCAUUGUCCAUGUCACUAAUAAUCUGCCAUCGGACUCGGGCAAUGGAACAAGUCUACAUUUUCACGGCGUGCGACAAAACUACACCAAUCAAGCGGAUGGUGUAACAUCCGUCACUCAAUGCCCGACUGCGCCUGGAGAGACUUACACAUACAAAUGGAGGGCAACACAAUAUGGAUCUUCUUGGUACCAUUCCCAUUUCGGUUUCCAAGCUUGGGAAGGCAUUUACGGCGGCAUUGUCAUCAAUGGACCCGCCAGUGCAAACUACGACGUUGACCUUGGGAACUUGUUUAUCCAAGAUUGGGACCAUUCAACCGCUGAUGAACUAUAUAUCAAAGCUGAAACUCAAGGGGCCAUUUCCUCUCUCACCGGCUUGAUCAAUGGUACCAACGUCUAUGGAGACGAUGGCAACUCCAGUCAGGUUGGAUCUCGCUUCGAGACAACUUUUGAAUCCGGCACUUCAUACUUGAUCCGUCUUGUCAACGUGGCCAUCGACACUCACUUCAAGUUCAUGAUUGACAAUCACGUAAUGACGGUCAUUGCUGCCGAUUUCGUCCCGAUUGAGCCGUACGAGACGACCUCUCUCAGCAUAGGUAUGGGUCAAAGAUACGAUAUCGUUGUGACUGCCGAUCAAGCGGACACUGCAAGUGACUUCUGGAUCAGAGCUAUUCCACAAAGCUCGUGCUCAGACAACGACAACGCAGACAACAUUAAAGGCAUAGUUCACUAUGGCUCAUCGACCGGAACCCCGACCACUUCGGGUUAUAAUAUUACGGAUGAGUGCGUGGAUGAGACUAACUUGGUCCCUAUCGUUUCCAAAACAGUGGGAGAUGUUACAAGCUCUGUCGAUGAAGCUGUUGGCGUGAGCUUCAACGAUGACAACUAUUUCAUUUGGGAAUUGAAUGAAACGUCGUACCUAGUGAACUGGCAGAGUCCGACACUACUGAAUCUGUACAAUAACGACUCCUUCUCAACCACGUACAAUCUGAUCGAGCUGCCAAAUGCCGGCGAGUGGGUUUACUUACUUAUCACGGAGUCUGGCAUACCGGUUGCCCAUCCUAUCCAUCUGCAUGGUCAUGACUUUUACGUCCUCGGUGCAGGUACCGGAUCAUAUGAUGCGAGUACCGUGUCUCUCAACUUAACAAACCCCGCUCGUCGUGAUGUUGCUAUGCUUCAAGCAUCUGGUUGGCUCAUGAUUGCUUUCCAAACAGACAAUCCGGGCGCCUGGCUCAUGCACUGUCACAUCGGAUGGCACACCUUGGAAGGGUUUGCUCUACAAUUUCUUGAAAUGGAGAGCGAGAUAUUGAGUACGAUCGAUGAAGACGAUCUAACUAGCACCUGCAGCGCCUGGACUACGUACAUGACUGACAACGAUGUUGUUCAGGGGGUAGGUGGCAUGGAGGACUCGGGCUUGAAGAAGUUGAGACUUUAGAUUAUAGGAUGUGUACUAGGUGCAACCGAUUGAUGCUUUUUAGUAGUGAGGAUCCGAAAUCGACACACGAUGAUCAUCUGUCAAGAAUGUGCUUUGCCAACCCCAAAAUUUGAACUCUCU